Messenger RNA from Spathaspora passalidarum NRRL Y-27907, 2250 nucleotides. RefSeq lists its product as uncharacterized. The record is from RefSeq and is a predicted model, not a curated record. NCBI's taxonomy places the organism in Eukaryota, Fungi, Ascomycota, Pichiomycetes, Serinales, Debaryomycetaceae. The transcript has a single exon. Gene Ontology annotation, cellular component: ubiquitin ligase complex. Gene Ontology annotation, molecular function: ubiquitin-ubiquitin ligase activity. The coding region runs from base 149 to 1786 and encodes 545 amino acids. Gene Ontology annotation, biological process: protein polyubiquitination; protein monoubiquitination.
UGAGAUUGGUAAGAAGCCUGAACAUGUUGAUCCAUCAUUAUUCGAAUAUAAGCAAGGUGAUUUGUUGAAUGGGUAUAUUAAGAUCAGAAACACGUCGGACAAACCUAUACCAUUUGAUAUGUUUUAUUUGUUAUUUGAAGGUAAUUUCAUGAUUGCCAACAAGAAUGACAAGCUGGAUAGACGUCCAGUCCGGAUCCGAAAAUUCUUGGAAAUGUUCGAUUUUUACGGAAGUUGGAACGAAGCACAUAUUAACAGGUUGGUCACUGAUUUUGGUAACCCUUACGAAUGCCCUAAUAUUUUUGAUCCUAUUGAUGGCACUUUCCUAGCAUUUGGAGACAAGAAAACAAUUUUUCCCAAUAAGGUUUAUAAACGGAUUUUCACAUUCAGGAUUCCAAACAAUUUGUUAGAUUCUGAAUGUAACGAACAUAACUUGUCCAAACACGUUGAAUUACCUCCUACAAUCGGUAUGUCUCGUUGGGAGUUGGCUCAUUUCCCCGACAGAGAACAUAAUAAAAUCAAAGAUUUUUCAUUGUUGGAUACUUCGAUAAGUUAUGGGGUCAUGGCGAGAUUUAUUGGUAAAAAAUCCACAUGGGAAAAGGAUUUCGGUAAGAUUAAUACCAGUGCAUAUUCAAUCGACAAGAGAUUAAUUAACUCCAAGGGUGAUGAAUAUACUAUUUUAAAGGAAUUGACGAAUUAUGUGCGUGUGGUUCAAAGAACUAGGAUUCCUACUGAUAAUGAAAGAUUGAUGAAGUUGUUGGAAAAUAAAUUAAUGUAUAACAACUUGAUCAGCCGAGUUAAAGAGAAGAUUGAAGCUGGUAAGCAAAUGAUAAAAUCAAUUGAAAACAAUGAAUUCAAUGCUACUGUAGAUAUCGGUAGGCAAUUGACAGAAACAGAAAUAGAGUUGGCAAAAUGCAAACAAGCAUAUAGACGUGAUGCGUACCGUGAUAUUAAAGCAAAGAAGAUUGUGGAGAAGUAUGAUAUAUUUUUACCACUCAUGAAAAACUCUAUAACUGGCACCAAGAAUAUUGGCACCUUAAACUUGUCUACUCCAAAACAAGAAUAUUGUGUGUGUUAUAUCCCUCCAUCUAGAUUUAGAGAAAAGCCGAUAGAUGAUAUAGUCCCUUCAUGGAAAUUUGAUAUUCCCUUGGACUUGUCUGUUUCGUUUCCCUUGGGAAGCAAGAAUUCCACUCCUCCUUCCAUCAAGAUGAUUUCGGCUGAAUUAGCAGUACUGACUAUUCGUUCUCGUCGAUUACCUAUCCCUAUUGAAUUCAACCAUGAUUUAAUAUAUAACAAGCAAAUUGAAAAUAACAGAGGAUUCAAGGAUGAAGAUACAUUCCAAAACAAUAUUAUCAUACCUUUCCAAAAACUUUCUACUGAGUUGUACACUUUAUGUAAGACUUUAGGAGCUGAUAAUUUCAAAGUAGAGAAACGAUUGGUUGAUGAUUUAAAGGCAAUAUGUGAAUUGGAAGAAAAGAAACUUAACUUGAAUGUUUCAGAUAUGAAAAUUAAUAAUGCGAAAUUCAAUUCUAAACUAAUUAAAUGGGAUAUUAAAGAUAAUACUGCUAAAACUUCUAUAAACGUUGGUGUUAAUUUAGAAAGUUUGGUUCUUAAAGGAUUUGAAGGAAGCCCAACUUUAAUGAAAUCUUAUGAUCGUUUCAAUUUGGUUCCAGAUUUCCAAUCUUGCUUUAUGAGUAGAUUAUACCAUAUCAAAGUGACAAUAUUAUUGUCAAACAACGAUUAUGUCAGGAUUAAAGUUCCGGUUAGAAUCCAAAAAAUUACCACUUAGCGAGGCUAGACCUCUUGUAUUUAGUUAUUUCCUUUUACCUUAAUAUGCAUAAUAAAUUUUAAUUAUAGAAUCGGAUUUUUCUUAUUGCCACAGCAAGCAAAGAACUAACCCGAAAGUUCCCUGCAGGUCAAAGAUCCCUUCAGCAGUAAUUUCAGUUUACUUAUUAUACACUUUUAGCUGAAUCUACUAAAUGCAUCUCGAACUGAAGCACUAAAAAAAAAUCGGCCGAACAUUUUAUCAAUCGGAUAUGUGUCGGAUCCUGAGGCUAUGAAAUAGAACAUUCCAAAGGGUCCGCCGCUUAGAAAUUAAAUCGUACUUCAAAACAAUAUUAUCUAUUAUGUAAACAACAAUAUAACUGAAAUUUCUACAAGCAAAUGUCAUACGCUAAGAUAGGAAGUGUGCAUGAUUUUGUACACCCUCGCCCCCCACGUAAGCCUUCCCCGCGAGGCAAUUUAAAAUUCAUC